AUGAAGCAUCCGGGGCUCGGCCUUCACCCCUGGCAGCCUGUCAAGGCCGCCGUCCCCCGCUGGCUGCUCCUCCAGGCCAGCUUGGCUGUACCAGCACAGGUGUCCCUCGGAGGUGCCAAGGACGCAUGUCCCACAGGCCUGUACACCCACGAAGGCGAGUGUUGCAAGAGCUGCAACCUGGGUGAGGGUGUGGCCCAGCCCUGCGGAGCCAACCAGACCGUGUGUGAGCCCUGCCUGGACAGCUUGACGUUCUCCGACGUGGUGAGCGCCACGGAGCCGUGCAAGCCGUGCACCCAGUGCGUGGGACUGCAAAGCAUGUUGGCGCCGUGCCUGGAGGCCGACGACGCCGUGUGCCACUGCACCUACGGCUACUACCAGGACGAGGCGACGGGCCGCUGCGAGGCGUGCAGCGUGUGCGAGGCGGGCUCGGGCCUCGUGUACGCGUGCCAGGACAAGCAGAACACCGUGUGCGAGGAGUGCCCCGACGGCACCUACUCCGACGAGGCCAACCACCUGGACCCGUGCCUGCCCUGCACGGUGUGCGAGGACACGGAGCGCCAGCUGCGCGAGUGUACGCGCUGGGCGGACGCGGAGUGCGAGGAGAUCCCUGGGCGCUGGAUCACACGGUCCACACCCUCAGAGGGCUCAGACAGCACCGCACCCAGCACCCAGGAGCCCGAGGCACCUCCCGACCAAGACCUAGUGGCCAGCACGGUGGCAGAUGUGGUGACCACCGUGAUGGGCAGCUCCCAGCCUGUAGUGACCCGAGGCACUGCCGACAACCUCAUUCCCGUCUACUGUUCCAUCCUGGCUGCCGUGGUCAUGGGCCUCGUGGCCUACAUUGUGUUCAAGAGGUGGAACAGCUGCAAGCAGAACAAGCAAGGAGCCAACAGUAGACCAGCGAACCAGACACCCCCACCCGAGGGUGAAAAGCUGCACAGCGACAGUGGGAUCUCUGUGGACAGCCAGAGCCUGCAUGACCAGCAGCCCCACACACAGACGGCCUCAGGCCAGGGCCUCAAGGGUGACGGCGGCCUCUACAGCAGCUUGUCCCCGGCGAAGCGGGAGGAGGUGGAGAAGCUGCUGAACGGCUCGGCUGGGGACACCUGGCGGCACCUGGCAGGUGAGCUGGGCUACCCGCCGGAGCACAUAGUGAGUCCACGGCCACGUCCCCCGUGUGAGCUGACAGCCGGGAGCCCCCGCCCCGUCCCCACAUUCCGACGACUGUUGCUCCAGCCAGCCUGGCAGAGCUGGGCCCCACACCGCAGCCCCGCCGCGCCUCUCUGUGGUCCCUCGCUUCUGAUCACAGCCUUCUCCGGGAGAGAAGUGGCCUUCCCUGCCCCUGCCCCUGCCUUCUUCCUGCUGCUGGGAAGGCGGCCCUUCCCGCCUCGGCUCGGCUCGGCUCCGCUCAGCUCGGGGGGGAGCUGCCUCCAGGGAUGCCCUGCCUUGGCUGGGCCCAUUGGUUUCGAUGAAGAAAAGCAGGCCUGUGAACCGGCCCCCUGGCUGACCAUUCCUGUCUACGCCAUGCUCCCCGCUGCAGUCCUUCUGCCUGGGCACCAGCUCCUCACAGUGCCCUCUCAGGACCCACACUUGGCCACUCCUGUGCGUGCAAUGCCCAUGCAGGCCCAAUGGCACCUCCUCUGCUCCAAAUCAUCCGGGCACUUCCCAGCCCUGGCGUUCCCUUCCCAGCAAUCCCCGCUCCAGCUGUUUCCAGCAACAUUCUCAAAGGGCUCCCGGGAGAGGUUCAUCCCAUCUCCUCCGGGGCUGAGUGGCUGGAAGCCGCCACACUCACACCGGGUAGUGAAGGAGCCGCCCAGCAGCCUGGGCACCAUGGGCCCCCAUCUGGAGCAGCGCAUGGCCUGGCACUGCCCAGAGGGUGCCAUACGCCCGGCAGGCUGGGGCCUGCUGCACACUUCUCGGGGAGCUGCCAGGAGGCCCUGGGGCUGGGCGAACCCAGCGGUGACUCAGGAAGGGCGAGGGCCGCAGCUGUCUGCUCGGGUGCCAAAGACCACAGGCGGUGCCGGGCUCCGUAGGGCAGGGGGAUCCGUGUGGCACCUGCCUUUGUGGCUCUUUGGGACCCUGCAGUUGGUGCCAGAGCUGGGGCUGUGUCUGGGGUAG
Molecule: messenger RNA, 2118 nt
Organism: Fukomys damarensis (Damara mole-rat)
Lineage: Eukaryota; Metazoa; Chordata; Mammalia; Rodentia; Bathyergidae
Gene: Ngfr
Product: nerve growth factor receptor
Exons: 13
Coding region: 1-2118 (705 amino acids)
Biological process (GO): Rho protein signal transduction
Cellular component (GO): cell surface; plasma membrane
Molecular function (GO): nerve growth factor binding; coreceptor activity; death receptor activity
Source: RefSeq, a predicted model, not a curated record